Aplosporella prunicola CBS 121167 is the source of this 2148-nucleotide messenger RNA. RefSeq lists its product as uncharacterized. The record is from RefSeq and is a predicted model, not a curated record. Gene Ontology annotation, biological process: spliceosomal snRNP assembly. Gene Ontology annotation, cellular component: spliceosomal complex. NCBI's taxonomy places the organism in Eukaryota, Fungi, Ascomycota, Dothideomycetes, Botryosphaeriales, Aplosporellaceae. The transcript is spliced from 8 exons. Bases 1 to 2148 code for a protein of 715 amino acids. Gene Ontology annotation, molecular function: RNA binding.
AUGCCUCAGGACAGAGCAGUCCGAAUCGCAGAGGCUGAAAAUGUACCAGGUAUUUCUGGUUCCGGACUCGACCGCCGCGAUGCCAUGUACGCAGUAGCAGCGAAUUGCCCCGAUGAUCCUGUCGAUGUGAUCAUUGGCGACUGGCUAUCUGAGGCGAACAUGACCCUCCGCGGAGCAGCAAAGAUAGCUGGCACGGGCGAGGCCUACGAACCUACCUUCCUCGACGCCCUUGAGCCAGCUCUUCCGCAUAUUGCAAAGCAUCGCAUCAAAGUCGUAGCUAAUGCGGGUGCUUCUGAUACAAAGCUGUUGCAUGACCUCGUACUCAAGCUGAUCAAAGAAAAAGAACUUGAUCUCGAUGUUGCCUGGAUCUCCGGCGAUGAGGUAAUGCCAGCUGUAAAGGAAGCGUUGGAAUCCAAGCAGGAUCAUUUCGAGAACGUCUACACCGGAGAGGUAUUGGCAGAUUGGAAAUUCAAGCCAAUUUAUGCGCAAGCUUAUCUGGGGGGCUUAGGUAUUGCCGAAGCUUUCGCCAGGGGUGCAGAUAUCGUGGUUUGUGGAAGAGUCUCUGACGCCUCUCUUGCCAUCGGUGCUGCAUACUGGUGGCAUAACUGGCAGCGCUCCUCACUGAACGAACUCGCCAACGCCUUUGUUGCGGGCCACCUCAUCGAGUGUUCCAACUAUGUCUGCGGUGGAAAUUACACUGGUUUCAAAGACCUGGAAUCCAAAGGUUGGGACGACAUUGGAUACCCCAUCGCGGAAAUUUCGAAAGCCGGAGAAGUUGUCAUCACCAAAAGCAAAGGCUCCGGAGGUGAGGUGUCAGUGGAUACCUGCUCCUCUCAGCUCGUAUACGAGAUCCAAGGUCCUUGGUAUUACAACUCUGAUGUGACAGCGAUCCUGGACGAGACCUGGUUCGAACAGCUGUCAACUGAUCGAGUCGCAGUACGAGGUGUCAAAUCUGAUCUACCCCCUCCCACAACUAAAGUCGGGAUAACAGCAAAAGGCGGCUAUCAGGCGGAAGUCCAUUGGUUCCUCGUAGGUCUGGACAUUGAAGCUAAGGCUCGCAUGAUGGAGGUCCAGAUCCGGCGCUUGAUGAAACCGUACAUGGACCGUUAUUCGAAGCUGACUUUCACUAUCAACGGUUCCUGUACAGACAAUCCAAGGGAUCAGAAUGCGGCGACAGUCGACUUCCGGAUUUUUGCCCAGGCUCCAGAUAUGGAAGCGUUGAAGCCAGAAGCUUUCCUGCGGCCCUGUCUGGAUCCAAUAAUGGAGGCGUAUCCGGGAGCCACGCCUCAUCUGGAUUUUCGUCAGGGGCUGCCAAAACCGAUAUACGAGUAUUAUGUCACCCUAUUGCCGCAGUCUGAGAUCAAGCAUCGCGUGCAUCUCUCUUCUGGAGAAACAAUCGAUGUUGCGCCGCCAGCGACUACGAAAGAUUGGCUGAAAAAGCAACCAGAUCAGGCUGUCACGAGCGGCGUGGUCGACCAUGCAAAGUUUGGAGAGACAUUGAAAGGUCCGUUAGGCUGGCUUGUCCAUGCGAGGAGCGGCGAUAAGGGAAGCGACUGCAACGUCGGAUUCUGGGUUCGACACCACGAUGAGUGGGAUUGGUUGCGGAGUUUGCUGAGUACAGAAAUGAUCAAGGAACUCCUUGGAGAAGAAUAUCGGGGGAAGCCCAUAGAUCGGUUCGAGCUCCCCAAUAUGCGAGCAGUGCACUUUCUUCUCCAUGAUCAUUUGGAUCGCGGAGUCAGUUGCUCCAGCUCAUAUGAUUUCCUAGGGAAGAAUGUUGCCGAGUUCCUGAGGCUCAACCGCGGCGACGACGCCGGGCAGACAUCCACCGUGACAGACAGACAAGAAGCUCCACCCAACAUCGCAACCAUGGCCAGCUUCGUCCCUCUCAACCCGCGGCCUAUGCUGCAGUCGCUUGUCGGCAAGGAAGUCCUGAUCCGCCUCAAGUGGGGUGAGACUGAGUACAAGGGCGUGCUCGUCUCCACCGACAGCUACAUGAACGUCCAGCUGUCCAACACCGAGGAGUUCAUCGACGGCAAGAGCACCGGCAGCCUGGGCCAGGUCCUGAUCAGAUCGCGUGCGCAAACAGAUGCAACAACGUCCUUUGGAUGUCCGCUGCGGACGCUGCAGGCAAGGGAGAUGCUGAAAUGA